This is a messenger RNA of Penicillium macrosclerotiorum, 1365 nucleotides long. Its product is annotated as glutamate-5-semialdehyde dehydrogenase. The coding region runs from base 1 to 1365 and encodes 454 amino acids. Gene Ontology annotation, molecular function: NADP binding; glutamate-5-semialdehyde dehydrogenase (NADP+) activity. The transcript has 3 exons. The record is from RefSeq and is a predicted model, not a curated record. Lineage: Eukaryota; Fungi; Ascomycota; Eurotiomycetes; Eurotiales; Aspergillaceae.
AUGUCGCUGACUGAGUCGGCUGCAGUGGAUGUGGCUCGCAGCGCAUCGCUCGCCUCUCGUCGCCUUGCAACCCUCUCCAAUACGGCCCGGAAUGAGGCUUUGACGGCUCUCCACUGUGCAUUGGACAAGAAUCGCACCGCUAUCUUGGCGGCGAAUGCCAAAGAUGUCGAGAUCGCAACCCAAGCCGCUGAUAGGGGGAACCUGAGUCACAGUGUGCUCAAACGCCUUGAUCUUUCACGACCGGGCAAAUAUGAUGACAUGCUGGAAGGAAUCUUGAGUGUUAGGGAUUUGGAGGACCCUGUGGGCAAAGUGACUUUACGAACCCUUUUGGACGAAGGGCUGAGCAUGGAGCGCGUCAGUUGCCCGAUAGGAGUUUUGUUAAUUAUCUUUGAGGCUCGACCGGAGGUGAUUGCCAACAUUGCUGCUCUCGCUAUCAAGUCAGGCAAUGCUGCCAUUCUUAAAGGCGGAAAGGAAUCUAUGGAAUCGUUUGUGGCGAUUGCGAAUGUCGUUUCCGAGGCCAUCGCUGGCUCUCAAGUGCCAGUGUCGUCGAUUCAACUCGUCCAGACCCGCGACGCCGUCUCCUCUCUCCUGGCUCAAGACUCCUUUAUCGACCUCGUAAUUCCCCGAGGGUCGAACGAACUUGUUCGAUUUGUGAAAGAAAACACCAAGAUUCCCGUGCUCGGGCAUGCCGAUGGACUAUGCUCUGCUUACAUCCAUUCGGAUGCGAAGGCUGAGACGGCGGUAAAAGUCAUUGUGGAUUCAAAAACAAACUAUCCGGCGGCCUGUAAUUCACUCGAGACCUUGCUUGUCCAUGAGCAUCUUCUGGAAUCAAUUUUUCCAAUUGUCGUUGAAGCUCUGCUAGACAAAGGCGUGACUCUUCGCUGCGAUGCAGUGUCAAAAGCCGCCUUGACGAAGACACUUCCAUUCUCCAAAGCCACGCAAGUUCUACCCGCUACCGAGACCGAUUUCCAUACCGAAUUUUUGGACUUGGUGUUGGCUGUUAAGACGAUACCCGCCGAGGAUGCGAUCGAGACCGCGAUUGCUCACAUCAAUGCACACUCGUCCAAACACACCGAUAUCAUUUUGACCGAAUCCCGUGAGAUGGCGAAUUUAUUUAUGAGUAGCAUUGACAGCGCAGGUGUCUACUGGAACGCCUCAAGCAGAUUCGCGGACGGCAUGAGGUAUGGGUUUGGCACGGAGGUUGGCAUUAGUACCAACAAGAUUCAUUCGCGAGGUCCUGUCGGGCUGGAGGGGUUAACAAUUUACAAAUAUCUGAUCCGAGGAAAUGGGCAUGCAGCAGGAGAUUACCAUGACGGCGAAGGAGGACGACAAUUCAUCCAUAAAAACCUGCUCAUUACCGAGUAA